Lentinula edodes (shiitake mushroom) is the source of this 873-nucleotide messenger RNA. RefSeq lists its product as uncharacterized. The record is from RefSeq and is a predicted model, not a curated record. The coding region runs from base 1 to 873 and encodes 290 amino acids. NCBI's taxonomy places the organism in Eukaryota, Fungi, Basidiomycota, Agaricomycetes, Agaricales, Omphalotaceae. The transcript is spliced from 10 exons.
AUGUAUUCUCUUGUGCAGUAUCCGGUGCAGUUGUUGUUCGAACAACUGGGGAGCUUUGAAGCUGUGGAUCGCUGGUGCGAGGUUGCGCGCGCUGCCAUAACUGAGAGGCAGAAACAGACGCGGAACUUGGAAGUGGCGAUCGCGAUGAAAAAAUAUUGCGGCACAUGCCAUGGCCACCCUUCGCGGUCGACCUUCAAAUACAACGCUGCGUACAACCCCAUAGGCACAACGUUCAUUGCCUUCCCUUCGCUUGAGUCUGUCGACGUCGAAAUACUUAUAGUCGCGCUUUACAUCAAACAUCCAACAGGUCUCAUACUCCCGCUUUCUCAAACAUUUCUUAGUCCUAACAGGAAUGAGUCGAAGCAAUCAUCUCUAUCGUCCUUUUCUCCACAUAAUGAUCCUGUCGCAUCGAUUCAAUACGUGCUACAUACUUCGAGUGUUCAAGCUGAAAGUUCAUUUGUUCAAGAGGCCAAUGCUUUCAGGAGUCAUCAAUGCUGUCCAGUCGACCAUGAAGGGAGAACCGUCGCUAUAAACGACAUCAAGGCUGCUGGUAUAGCCCACGUUCUAAGGGUUGAUCAAGGUUCUGCUCGGAGUGCUCACCCAGGUGCUGGUCCUUUAGCAUUUCCAAUCACACCUUCCUCAUCUCUGGACUAUGAUGUCGAUCCUUCUGCCCUUCCCAGAUCCAGAAAAGUCAAAAAUAAGGACAUCUUGGAUACAUUGAUUUGGAAAGCAGGAGACCAUGAAUGGCGAACGAUUCAGUAUGGCGUUGCGGAAGUCAUUGAGGGUGGUCUGGAGCCAUGUUGGGUUCUUGCCAGUAGUCUCAGGGAAAAGGGUUACAAGUUCUUAUCGCAGAAGACUAAUCCUACAACUUGA